This is a messenger RNA of Cottoperca gobio, 1597 nucleotides long. RefSeq names its product angiotensin II receptor-associated protein (gene agtrap). The transcript has 5 exons. Gene Ontology annotation, cellular component: plasma membrane. Bases 86 to 598 code for a protein of 170 amino acids. The record is from RefSeq and is a predicted model, not a curated record. NCBI's taxonomy places the organism in Eukaryota, Metazoa, Chordata, Actinopteri, Perciformes, Bovichtidae. Gene Ontology annotation, biological process: angiotensin-activated signaling pathway; regulation of blood pressure.
CAUGGUUUGUGUUUGCAGGCUGAUCUGAAGGAAGGAGGAGUUUUGGAAGAAGUUUGUGUGAGAAACAGUCGUGCAGCAGCUCUUCAUGCAGCCUCCUCAACAAGUUGAAGCAGUGAAGCGGAUAAAAGAAGAUCUGCCCGUUAUGGAAAUCCCUGCCAUAAAUCUAAAGGCCAUAGUACUGGUGCACUGGCUGCUUACAGUAUGGGGCUGCAUGGCGUGGCUGCCUCUCUCCUUUGCUUGGGGGAACUUCGGUGUUUUAGCUGUCGGAGUCUGGGCCAUCGCACAGAGGGACUCGAUCGAUGCCGUGCUCAUGUUUCUGAUGGGGAUGGUCGUGACGAUAUUGACCGACAUCGUCCAUUUUGGGAUCUUUUACCCGCUGAAUGACUUCGCAGCAGAGGGAGGAAGAAACGUAUUUCGCUUCAGCGCAGGAAUGGCCAUCCUCAGCCUGCUGCUCAAACCUGCGUCCUGCUUCUUCGUCUACCAAAUGUACCGCGAGCGUGGAGGAGAUUACAACGUUAACUUUGACUUAGAGACCUCUGUGGACAGUCGAUGCACCACGGAUAGUGCUGACAGUGCCUUUAUUGGCCGCCGCUAUUGAUUCCCGGCUUCUUCCUUUUUACUUAUUCUCUUCUCCAAUCAUCCUCUUCCGUCCUCUCCCACACAGGAAGUAAGAUUUACAAAUCAGGCUGCAGGACAAAACACUUUCCCAAUUAUUAUCUUGUUAAUGUUCUGUUGUCCAUCUUUCUCUAUUUAUAAUUAUUUAUAUUAAUUCAUCUGUCAGUCCUCCUCAGUACCCCCCCCCCCACACCCCCCCAUAUCUGUGUGUGUCACUCCAGUGUGUUUGUAUCCUGUUGUAUUAUAUGUGUUUAUAUGUUUCUGAAAGUUUGCACAUGUAUUAUUCAUAUUACUCUCCAGACGCCUCAUUUGUGUUUGUGUAUUCUGUUUGCAUAUAUUUAAAGCAGAGCUGCAUGAUGGUGCACAAAUAAGCCUAAUUAAAAAGUUAUAAUAGACAAUGAAUGUGUUUUUGAAAUGCACACAGAGUGAGUUAUUGAAGGUCUUCUUUUAGUAUUUUUAUGCUUUUAAAUAAAAUAACAUUAUAAACUCCACAGUUGUGAAGUAUAAGUACAAUUAAUAUAUCAUUUUGCAAAUCAUCCACACCCUCUGGAAUGAAAGUGCUUGUUUGAUUAGCAUAAAUAUGUGCGUGUUUGUCACAGUUAUAGGACUGUGGGUGAGCCGGUCUUUGAACCUCCACUUUGUUAUUCUGGCUGUUUGCUUCAGAGGAUCAUAGGGAGUCCUUUCAGUCUUCAGUUCAUUCAUCAUGAAGUGUAAAGCACCAAGGAACUUGCAUGCACUGGUUUUGCAUUGUCUACACGUAUUAGAAGAGAUUUAUUUUUAAGGCUCAUUUUCAGAUCAUUGAUGGCGGCCGGUUCUUGUGGUCAAUUCAUCUUUAAUCAGCCGCAGAACAAGCAGAUAGUCAGACAGUAGUGGAUGUAAGAGGAGACGGCGACACUCACACAGGGUUUUAGACUGUGUGUGUGUGUGUGUGUGUGUGUGUGUGUGUGUGUGUGGGUGUGUGUGUGUGUGUGUGAAAAAAAAU